AUGUCCGACGAGACGCUCCCGAGUAUCGCCGAGAUCGAAGCAUCAACCGUUCUUCUCAGCGACCCCUGCAGAUCCGUAAAGGUCGUCCGAGUAAGAGAACGUUUCGCGGUCAAAGUGGGCGCCUCCAUCGCGCCGCUUGAAGCAGAGAACAUGAAGUUUGUCGCAUCUAAUAGCAAGGUCCGUGUCCCCAAAGUCCACGAUGAUUUCGUCGAUCCGGAGACCGGGAAACGAUACAUCAUCAUGGAUUACGUCCCCGGGACCGAUUUGGAAAAGUUAGCGCCGUCCCUGUCGGAAGAUCAGAAGAAGACAGUCAGCAAACGCGUCAGAGAGGCCCUUGAUGAACUGCGACGUAUCCCUUCCCCAGGGUAUUUUGGGAACCUGAACCACACGCCUUACUACGAAGGAAUUCUCUCCACCCUUGAUCGCGACCCGAGUAUAUCUGGUCCCUUCGAAAAUGAGGAGCAAUUUAACCAAGGCAUCCUAAAAUCCCUAGGGCAAAGGGAGUCGCCGCAUUACGUCCGCCUGCUUGGGGAAGCAAUCCAGCGUACACUAAGGGGACACAAAAUUGUCUUCACUCACGCAGAUCUCCAGCCAAAGAACGUGAUGGUUGAACAGAUUGGAAUGUGCGAAGACGGAAGCCCGGAUUAUCAGAUAACACUAAUUGACUGGAGUCUGGCCGGCUGGUAUCCUGAAUACUGGGACUAUUGCAAUUCGACUGUCUACUGCCAGGGAAAACCCGAGUGGCUUGAGCUAGUCCCGGAUAUCUUCAACGAGUAUUCAGUGGAAUACCUCAUGAUGCGAACCUACUACACAUCAAUGUUUUACUAA
Aspergillus melleus is the source of this 828-nucleotide messenger RNA. Its product is annotated as aminoglycoside phosphotransferase family protein. The record is from RefSeq and is a predicted model, not a curated record. The coding region runs from base 1 to 828 and encodes 275 amino acids. Gene Ontology annotation, molecular function: protein kinase activity; ATP binding. The transcript has a single exon. NCBI's taxonomy places the organism in Eukaryota, Fungi, Ascomycota, Eurotiomycetes, Eurotiales, Aspergillaceae. Gene Ontology annotation, biological process: protein phosphorylation.